UUCCCAUCCUCCUUGCUUUCAAUCUUUCUCCUCAUCUUGUGCAAGUACACUCUUCCUUUCUCGUGGACUCUAGUGACGGAAAGAGUCUUCGUCUCAUCAUGCUUCCCCCCUUCGAUUACUUCACAUACCGUCGCCUCCGGGAUUUCAAGCGGAGGGAGCGAGCAGCAAGAUUCGCAUCACUGCCGGCAGAAUAUCACGCCCCUUUCACAGCGAUCGAUAAGGUUAUCAUCAACAAACCGAUACAAGAGCUGGUGGAUGAGGUGCACGCGGAAUCCGUAUCACCCCUCGAUGUUCUCCGCACCUACGGCAAAGUAGCCGUCAAGGCCCAUGAGAAGACCAACUGCGUGACAGAACUGCUUCUGCCCGAAGCUGAAUCAUGGGUCCAGUCGGAAGUCAACCUCCAAGGACCAUUGGCGGGAAUUCCCGUCUCUCUGAAGGAUUCGCUGCAGAUUAAAGGGUUUGAUACCACCCUGGGAUACACCAAGUACGCGUGCAAGCCAUACAAGGAAGAUGGACCGAUGACCAAGCUUUUGAAAGACGCUGGGGCUGUGCCUUACGCCAAGACCGCGUUGCCCGUGACCCUGUUGUCCUUUGAGUCAGCCAACGCUCUUUGGGGCCCGUGCCUCAACCCUCAUGUUCCCGACUACUCUCCUGGCGGUUCCACGGGGGGCGAAGGUGCUUUGUUGGCGUUGGGCGGCCGCAUCGGUAUCGGAUCUGAUGUUGCCGGGUCUGUUCGAGUCCCGGCGGCCUGGAGCGGUAUUUAUUCCCUGCGCUGCAGUACUGGCCGGUGGCCGAAGGUUGGCGUUCACACCAGCAUGGCCGGCCAAGAAGGCAUUCCCAGUGUCUUCAGUCCCAUGGCUAGGACCUUGAAUGACCUGACUUACUUUACAAAAGCUAUUGUGGGGAUGGAGCCAUGGAAGUAUGAUUACACGGUUCAUCCCAUCUAUUGGCGGGAGAAGGAGGAGGAGGAGGCCCAGACUAAGAAGCUUCGAAUCGGAUUGAUGACUAGCGAUGGCGUCAUUCCCCCUACCCCGGCCAUUGCGCGUGCCCUGUCGACGACAACCGCUGCUCUUGUUGCGGCCGGCCACACAGUUUCGGAGAUUAAGCCACCAGUCACGGCAGACCCGUUCACAGGGCUUCAUCUAGCCUCGCAGCUUCUGAACUCUGAUGGUUGCGUCACCUUCAACUCGCAUCUGCACAGUUUCGAACCCUCCGACCCGGGCGCAGAUCAACUUACCCGGAUUUCUAACUUGCCCCGUCCUCUGCGGUACCUUUACUACCUCUGGGUGCGCUACAUCCGCCGCGACGUCCAGUGGGCUAAAUUGAUUCGUACCUUUGGCCCCAAAUCGGCAGCCGAGCUCUGGAAGCUCACCGCGCAGCGCGAAUCCUUCCGUGCCACCUGGCACGCCUGGUGGGAUGGCGCGACACAGCAGUACGACUUCAUCUUGUGCUCUGUAAACGCCACCCCGGCUCUACCGCACAAAGCCAUGCACGAUGCGGUGUCAUCUUGUGGAUACACCUUCCUCUGGAACCUAUUGGACUAUACGGCGGGUGUUAUGCCUGUGUCGCAUGUCGAUGCGAAAAAGGAUGCUCUACCGGGACCGUACAAGAAGGUUCUCAAGCAGCUGGGAGCUGACGGCGCACUCUCUCGCGGGGCUUGGAAGCACUACGAUGCUACCAAGAUGGCAGGAUUGCCGACGGCGGUGCAGGUAGUCGGUCGGCGCUGGCAGGAGGAGAAGGUACUUGGGUAUAUGGCGGCGGUUGAGGCGGCGCUGGACCAGUAUCAGGAUCCUUUGACCGGCGAGGGCGGACGAUACCCCUUGAUCGAGCUGGACUGAGUUUCCGGUGUUUGGUUUCAUGUUUUAGAGAGCCUAUCUGUGAAUUGCUGGAUCUCAUUCAAGACCUCGUUGUACUUAUUCCUGUUGUAGAGCGAACCACAGGAUGGGCGAUUUUCUUCUGCUUUACGCACCUACGAAUCCUUGCAUGCUCCUUGGCAUGUACCGAAAACUGGCUGAGUAGAUCUUGUGGCUUGUCGUACA
Aspergillus aculeatinus CBS 121060 is the source of this 2039-nucleotide messenger RNA. Its product is annotated as putative acetamidase. The record is from RefSeq and is a predicted model, not a curated record. The transcript is spliced from 4 exons. Lineage: Eukaryota; Fungi; Ascomycota; Eurotiomycetes; Eurotiales; Aspergillaceae. Bases 99 to 1838 code for a protein of 579 amino acids.